AGCAACUGGUCAUGGUGGAACUGUCAGGAAUUAUUGAUUCAGACUUCCUAGAGAAAUGUGAAAACAAAUGCAAGAUUUUGGGAAUAGAGACAGAGAGACCCAUUUUACAAGUGGACAGAUAUGUAUUUGCAGGAGAAUAUGAAGAUACCUUGGGAACGUGUGUGGUUUUUGAAGAGAACACAGAGCACGAUGCAGAAGGCAACCAAAAAGUACAGCUGAAAUACAAGUGCCACACAGUGAAGAAGUUGAACAUGACGCGGACACUGUUGACGGAAAAGAAGGAAGGAGAAGAGAAUGUUGAUGGAGUGGAGUGGUUACAGAUCAAGGACAGAGAUUUUUCCUACAGCAGGCCUAAUACGAUUUGCAGCUUCCUGCAUGAAAAAGAAGAUUCUGAGGAGUCUGCUCAGGCCCACGACAAAUUGACUGAGGAGUCAGAGGGAGAGGUGAGUGGUGGAAGAAAUUCUGACAUGAAUUGUGAUCUGGAGAAGCAGCACAGCUUGGAAAUGGAUGGCUCUAUUCCUCUGCCUGAUAGCCCUGCUUCUGGGGCAGAGGAUUCUCCUUCUGGAAGUGUUGUCUUAGAUGAUGCCCCUCCAUGAUAGCAGCUCUGAUCUUUUCAGAACUUGUUCAUGGAGUUAAUGGGCCAACUUUUAUAGGCCAUGACAUGAUUUCCAAUUUAUCUGAGCAAUUAAUAAUGGAAAAAUGGACAUUGUGUUCUUGUGCAUUGCUUUUGUUUGGCUCAUAGUGAGAAGGGCUUAAGUGUUUGGUUUGUUGUUUGGGGUUUUUUUUAAAUGCUGACUGGAAAUGUGUGUGUAUCUAC
Nestor notabilis (Kea) is the source of this 817-nucleotide messenger RNA. It is a transcript of the gene GTF3C6, whose product is annotated as general transcription factor IIIC, polypeptide 6, alpha 35kDa. Lineage: Eukaryota; Metazoa; Chordata; Aves; Psittaciformes; Psittacidae. Gene Ontology annotation, biological process: transcription by RNA polymerase III. The transcript is spliced from 5 exons. The record is from RefSeq and is a predicted model, not a curated record. Gene Ontology annotation, cellular component: transcription factor TFIIIC complex. The coding region runs from base 12 to 596 and encodes 194 amino acids.